AUAGCAGCAGCAGCACCACCAGCAACGGCAGCACAGCAUGCAUUCCCGACAGUUAGACGCGCGCGCGCCAAUGUGGCAACACCUGCUGCCAGCUGUCAUUUUCUCUCUACUUAGCAUAGCACCCCUCCAUGCCGAAGUUGUCGAUUUGACACCACAUUAUAACGCUUCACCUGCCCUGUCAAUCAUCAGCAGCAGCAGCAUCAGCAGUAGCAGUGUCACAGCAGUUGGUAUGUACGCAGCGGCGACAGUGCCCGCCUUUGUGGACCCUUACUUGGAUGGUUAUGCCACAGCAAAUGUAACCGCGCAGAUUGGCACGCACGCAUAUUUACCAUGUCGGGUGAAGCAGCUUGGCAACAAAUCAGUGUCCUGGGUGCGUGUGCGUGACGGUCAUAUACUCACCGUCGACAGAGCCGUCUUCAUUGCCGACCAAAGAUUUCUAGCAUUAAAGCAGCCGGACAAAUUCUGGACGCUACAAAUAAAAUACGUACAAGCCAGAGAUGCGGGCGCCUAUGAAUGUCAAGUGUCAACAGAGCCAAAAGUUAGCGCUCGAGUGCAUUUGCAAGUGGUUGUGCCACGUACCGAAAUCGUUGGCGGUCCUGAGCGUCUGGUCAAGGCUGGCAGCACUGUUGUGUUACGUUGCAUCGUACGUGGCGCCCUCGAACCACCCACCUUUAUAAUGUGGUAUCAUAGCACGGAACAAAUAACCGGCGAUUCUGUUCGAUAUCGUACACAAGUCGAUCGAAAUAUACCCGAUAUUGAAGGCGAUUCACAUAGUACGACCGGCUCAUUAAUCAUUGAAUCAGCGAAAAAACGUGAUAAUGGCAAUUACACAUGUAGCCCGUCAAAUAGUCCCAGUGUGACUGUGAUGCUCAAUGUUAUAAAUGGUGAAUCAUCCGCAUCAGCUGUCACUUCAUCCGCUCCAGUGCGAAAAGCCUACACCGCCUGCAUAUUGGCAAUGCUCUUCAGCAUCAUAAUAAUUGGUGGGCAUAACACAUGACAUGUCAAUUUGCAGAAACGCAAAUAUAAAAACAAUAACAACAAGCAAACGGAUUACGAGGCAAAGAAGUUUUCAAAAAAUGAAUCAAUACAAUGUAUGAGAUUAGAGGUGGUAGAAGAAGAACUGUCGACAACAAAGUCACAAAGUGUAAUGACAGCAAAUGCAAGAAUGAAAUUAAUAAGUCAAACAAAAACUAAAA
Ceratitis capitata (Mediterranean fruit fly) is the source of this 1196-nucleotide messenger RNA. RefSeq names its product zwei Ig domain protein zig-8 (gene dpr11). Gene Ontology annotation, biological process: synapse organization. The record is from RefSeq and is a predicted model, not a curated record. The coding region runs from base 38 to 997 and encodes 319 amino acids. Lineage: Eukaryota; Metazoa; Arthropoda; Insecta; Diptera; Tephritidae. The transcript is spliced from 7 exons. Gene Ontology annotation, cellular component: neuron projection membrane.